AUGGCCGACCCUAUGAUGAAGGUUGAGCGUUUGUCAUCCCCGAAGAUUGCUCAGAUUUCCCAGCCUCUCACCGUGUCCACCUCUGACCUGGCUAAACAAAAGACACAGCUUGCCCAGUUUUCGGCGACUGUUGCCGCUUUGCAGCUGCGCCGAUCUGCCGGUCCCUCUCUACGUUCCUUUGGCCGUGGCCGUCGUUGUUCCUGCUCUCGCCCCAGGACCGCAAACCUAUGCCGGUAUCAUGUCAGCUAUGGUGAUAAGGCGCGACGCUGUGUCCCACCCUGCCCCUUCAAGUCCACACAGGGAAACUCCUUGGCCGGAGAGUAA
Spirometra erinaceieuropaei is the source of this 324-nucleotide messenger RNA. The record is from the annotation of a GenBank genome assembly. NCBI's taxonomy places the organism in Eukaryota, Metazoa, Platyhelminthes, Cestoda, Diphyllobothriidea, Diphyllobothriidae.